AUGGAUCUCCGAGGCAUAUUAAACACGUCAGACUCGGGCGAUCGCCCGAACGCGGCGGCUUCGACACCGAAACAGCAACCGCCCCAACGUCCGCCCCAGGCCCAGCUUCAGCAACAGCCGCCUCAUCCUCCGCCUCCUCAGUAUCAACAGAUAGCGCAGCCUCCUUCCACGCCAUCUCAGCAGAAGCCGCACUUUCAGUAUGAUUACCCACACCCGCACCAAUCGCCGGCGAAGCACCCGGACUACCCUCAUCCCCCUCAAAGGCAGCAGUCGAUGCCGUAUCCCGCCCAGUCGCCCUACCAGUCUCCUGCGCCGUAUCCGCCUCGUCCAGGACCUCCGCAAGGGCUUCAGGAACAAGGAUAUCCGGCUGUGCAAUCUCCAGUGUCAACGCCGAUGGCCGCGCCGCCAAACGCCUAUAACCGCGCUUCAUCCACGCCCCUCGCAGCAGGCCCGCCGCCUCCUGGGGCCGGAGGCAGCUACUUUCCGGGGCAACACACGCCCACCGAGAUGAGGAGCCCCAUCCAGCAGCACCAAUACCCUCCCAACGCGUAUCCUCCUCGUGACGGCCCUUAUCAGCCUGGCGGACCUGCCACUGCUGGCGUUCCUGGAGGCCCCCAUGGUCCAGGUGGCCCCUACCGCCAGCAGCAGUCGCCAGUACUCCAGACACCUUCGACGCCAGGCGCUCCUUCCGCGUAUCCUCACCAGAGAUCUCAAUCGACGCAUUCGUUAACAAACAUGUCCACGCCGACCUCUUCACAGAGCCAGCACGCGCCUUAUGGUGCCUCCUUCCACCAGCAACCGCCCCCACCGCCCCAGCAACCUCAACAAAGAAGCCCAGUCGCGACCAAUCGACCGCCAAUUUCCUUCAAUAGACAGCAGUCUCAACCCCCUGUCCCUUCAGGCCCACCCAUACCUCCACCUUCCCGCCAAUCAUCGGACAUAUCUCCAAUUUUCGGCCAUCCGACAAGCCCUCACCUACGCCGGUUGUCGUCCGCCGGUCCUGGCAUUCAACAGCAGCAGCAACACGCACACCCACCACCUCCACCCCAGCAACUACCACAACAACGGCAUCAACCUCAACCCCAGCCCCACGGUUCCCCACUACCGCUCCCGACAUCCAUACCGGCGGGUGCGGGCGUCGCCAAUCGCAUUCCUAGUGCCCAUACGUCCCCCAUCCAGCAGGCCAGCGAGCUACGCCGGACCUCUCAAACGACGAGUGAUCGUGGCAGGAGCAUCAGCGUUAGCCCCAAGACCCACGUUCACAAGCUACCUAACAAUUCUACCCACCCCCACGGAAUAACACCUUCGCCGGCUGCCGAUAUCCACAAUAACGCCGCCAGUUCUCAACGACAAGCAGCGGUGGUUGCCCCGGCGAGAACGGAUCGAGCCAUGACGCCCGCCAAGCGCAAGAUGGACGAUCGGGACACCGAUGACGAUUCGGACCGGAGAGACGUACGCCAACGCCAGGGGUCCAUUGUUAACGGCAAGGCUGCCCCCAUCACUCCCCGCCAACAACAACCACCUCUGCCUCGAGCGAAUUCUACGAUGGCUGCCGCCCCAGCACCUACGCCAGGACCACCACCCCGCCGACCCUCGUUGUCUCCCGAGCUGGAGAAGAAGAAGCGGAAACCUAAGCCGAAGAUUUACACCGAGCCGCCCAUCUGGGCCCAGUCGGCGAGGAACCCCAGUAUUAAACUCAAGCGCGCCAACUUUGAAUUCCCUAAGAAGAGGCACCUAGCCAAUGCCUCCACCUCGUCAGUUAACGGUCGAGCGGCAAGCUUCCGACCAGAACGCAAAAGUCGAAACACUUCCCCCGAGGUGACUCGACCCCAGGGCGGCCAACAGCAGCCGGCUCCUCCUCCACCACAAGCCGCGGGAGGCCCGACACCCGCCGCCAUAGACCCCAAUGCGGAGAUCACUGCCAUCUUAGGUCCAUGGGAGCCGACUAUUGCAAAUGUCAAGCCGCUUGAUGAACUCAACAAGGCGGUUGCGGAUUUCCUCUUCCUCAACGUCAUCAAUAGCCCGGAUGCCGUCGAAAUAGCCCGAUUAGGCAUUGCCUUUGAGAUUGAGGCGAAGCUGGGAACCGUUAUCGACAAGGACACGAAUGAUCGCGUGGCGUACCCCGUUGGCUCGGAGUGUCUGCUUAGGGAUAGGGGCCAGUUUGCGUUUCGCAGUAGUAUGACUGAGGCCCAGCACAAAGGACUCAACGAAUACCUCAACCGCAUGGUCAUCGAAACAGAUCCCCGCAACCCCAACCCCACCUCCCCCGUUCCCCGCGUCCAAGUCCACUACAAGCACCGCCGCGAAGAAGACCGCUACUUCGAGCUCCCGCCCCAGCUCCGCGACACCCUACCCCCUUGCGUUCGCAACCUCAUGCGCCCGCGCCACGUGCCCAAGGCCCGCGUCACCUACGACCAGCGGAGCCGCCAAGUCCUUGCCAAGAUCGUGAAGGUGCGCGUCGCGGACCUCAGCAUCCACAUGCCAAAUUCGCCGCUCGAUUGUCGCAUUAGCGUUAAUCUCGAGAUGAAUUGGCCUGGUCCUAUUGAGGAGCUGGAGCAGACGGGUGGUGGUGCGGGGGAUAGAGCGAAUAUGCCGCCGAGGCAGAAGGAUCGGUUGAGUUACGCGCAGGGGAGCAUACAGGUUGAUUUGACGCAGGUGACGACGUCCAUGUCUGGACCUGGGGGCGCGCCCCGUGCCGGCAAAGAACACGAGCUCGAAAUCGAGCUCAACCCCUCCACGCUCAUCGACCAAGGCCGACGCCUCAUGAACCACGAACCGCACAAGUUCCCAGAGCUCAUCGAGUCCUUCGUCGACAACAUCCGCCUCUUAUCUCGCAAGACGAACGAGUUUGUUGCCAGAUAA
Messenger RNA from Scedosporium apiospermum, 2862 nucleotides. Its product is annotated as mRNA-capping enzyme subunit beta. Gene Ontology annotation, molecular function: polynucleotide 5'-phosphatase activity. The transcript is spliced from 3 exons. Gene Ontology annotation, cellular component: mRNA capping enzyme complex. The coding region runs from base 1 to 2862 and encodes 953 amino acids. Gene Ontology annotation, biological process: 7-methylguanosine mRNA capping; polynucleotide 5' dephosphorylation. NCBI's taxonomy places the organism in Eukaryota, Fungi, Ascomycota, Sordariomycetes, Microascales, Microascaceae. The record is from RefSeq and is a predicted model, not a curated record.